Bacillus rossius redtenbacheri is the source of this 2112-nucleotide messenger RNA. Its product is annotated as gamma-aminobutyric acid receptor subunit alpha-2-like. The transcript is spliced from 13 exons. Gene Ontology annotation, molecular function: GABA-A receptor activity; neurotransmitter receptor activity; chloride channel activity. Gene Ontology annotation, biological process: signal transduction; chloride transmembrane transport; regulation of membrane potential. Gene Ontology annotation, cellular component: neuron projection; synapse; plasma membrane. The record is from RefSeq and is a predicted model, not a curated record. NCBI's taxonomy places the organism in Eukaryota, Metazoa, Arthropoda, Insecta, Phasmatodea, Bacillidae. Bases 1 to 2112 code for a protein of 703 amino acids.
AUGCUUGUGCAAGAGCUGAAGAGGCGUCGAGGAGUGCCGUGGCUCCUCCUAGGCUCGAAGACACGCCGGCGCCGAUUGGCGGAGAGGCCGGAGGGGGGGCGGGGCAUGCGCGGGGAGGCGGGGGUGAAGGCUAGGGUGGAGGGGGGAGCAGCCCCGUCGCGCGGGGGAAAAAUAAGCGAGCGUAUUUUGCUGUCGGCGGCGGGGGUCGCCGGCAGCCGCGGCAUGGCAGCUGUGGCGGUGCUCGUCUCCCUGGCGCUCUGCACGGUGGGUCGAGGUGGGCUGCUGUGGACUCAGGGUGGGCCGAAGUGGGAUGAUGUGGACUCAGGGUGGGCCGAGGGUGGGCCGAGGUGGGCUGAUGUGGACUCAGGGUGGGCCGAGGUGGGCUUAUGUGGACUCAAGGUGGGCCCAGGUUGCAUGCACUCUCAGGGGAGAGUGGCUGGCGAGAGAGCUGCCCGCAGCCUGGGGCUGUUUUCCCCGGGGAUUAUCUCGGCCGACUGCCCUCUCGACCGGCCUGACAAACACGUGGGGCGGACUGGGGCGGACUGGGGCGGACUGGGGCGGGCCCCCGCCGGCGUCAACAGGGGCACGCGCCCUCGAGUCUGGAGCGCGCGGACCUGGGGGCGGGCGGCGGCGGGGUUCAGGCACGUGGGGGACUCCCGCCCCCGGCACAGGCCGCCGCAAGCCGCCGCCACCACCACCACCAGCGACGCCAUCAGCCGCAACAUCACUCUGGUGCUCGACAACCUGCUGAAGGACUACGAGAGCAGCCAGCCGCCCACGCACGGCCAGGGACAGCCCACCGUGGUGACUACAAACAUGUUGAUAAAGAGCAUGGGACCCAUUUCGGAACAAGAUAUGGACUACUCCAUGGACUGCUACUUCCGGCAGUACUGGCGCGACUCGCGGCUCAGCUUCGUGGGCGUGAACAAGAGCCUGAGCCUGAGCAUCAAGAUGCUGGAGCGCAUCUGGCGGCCCGACACCUACUUCUACAACGGCAAGAACUCGUACGUGCACACCAUCACCGUGCCCAACAAGCUGCUGCGCCUCAGCGAGAACGGCGACAUCCUCUACUCCAUGAGGCUCACCAUCAAGGCCAAGUGCCCCAUGCAGCUGCGCAACUUCCCCAUGGACCGGCAGUCGUGUCCGCUGCUGCUCGGCAGCUACGCGUACACGAGCCGCGAGCUGGUGUACCGCUGGCAGUCGGACAGCAGCGUGGACUUCGUGAGCGGCCUGGCGCUGUCGCAGUUCGACCUGAUGAGCAGUCCGCAGCGCAACCUCACCUUCCAGCGGCGCGAGGGGCAGUUCUCGGUGCUGCAAGUGAACUUCAACCUACAGCGCCACGCAGGCUACUUCCUCAUCCAGGUGUACGUGCCGUGCACGCUGAUCGUGGUGCUGUCGUGGGUCAGCUUCUGGAUCCACCGCGAGGCCACGAGCGACCGCGUGGGGCUGGGCAUCACGACGGUGCUGACGCUGUCCACCAUCAGCCUGGACAGCCGCACGGACCUGCCCAAGGUGCGCUACGCCACGGCCCUCGACUGCUUCCUGUUCAUGAGCUUCUUCUACUGCAUCGCCACGCUGCUCGAGUUCGCCGGCGUGCACUACUUCACCAAGGUGGGCAGCGGCGAGAUACCUGUGGACGAGGAGGAGUGGGAGGAUGCAGAGGGCGCGCCAGAGGAGCUGACAGUCACCUCUGAGCUGCUGGACCUCAGCGGUCCAGCCCGCGCCGCGCGCCGCCGCAGCUCCCUCAUCUGCCCCAUCUACAAUGACCCGGUGGCGAGCCACGCCCCAGCGGCGACCCGGGUGCGGGUGACGCGACACACGCAGACGGAGCGCCUCGUGCCGCACUGGAGGCAGUUCCUGUACUGCCUGGCCGGCAACGACGACUUCAGGCGCCGGCGCCAGCGCGAGGCGGCCCUGGCGGCGGGCAAGCGACCUCGCGGGCCCGGGGAGCUGGUGCGCCAGGUCAACAGCGUGUCCCACAUCGACAGGACCGCGCGCGUCGUCUUCCCGGCCUCCUUCGGCCUGCUCAACAUCCUCUACUGGCUCGCCUACUACACCUACCAGCAGGACUUUGACUGGACCGACCCCCCGCUGGCCUCCGUCAGCCACUGA